Molecule: messenger RNA, 438 nt
Organism: Pelagomonas calceolata
Lineage: Eukaryota; Pelagophyceae; Pelagomonadales; Pelagomonadaceae
Source: the annotation of a GenBank genome assembly
GGCACGCGUGAGCCGAAACCUACGGCCCUGCCAAAGAUCUUCAGCGUCAUCCGCGCGCUGGGCUUCGUGAGCGAGAGUUCCGUGCGGACGACGAAGCGGUGGGUGCACCCGCUGAUGCUCAAGUACCUCGGCGCCGAGGGCCUCGACGUGACGAACUGCAACGGCGCGCUCGUCGGCGCCGCGCGCUUCCACCGCCACUACGCGGACAUCGUCGAGCCGUGGGUCCGGUGCGCGCGCGUCGAGGCGUGCAUCGCGCCGUCGGGCUCGAACCGGCGGAACCACCGCCAGGACCAGGCCGCGCUGACCGUCCUCGCGCACCAGGCCGGCGUCGCCUGCCGCCGCAUGCACCUGUCCGUGCACUACCACCACGACGACCCCUCCGACGAGGGCACGCUCGACGGGCGGCCCAAGUCUUCGCGGCGGCCGGCCGGCGGCUAA